Molecule: messenger RNA, 889 nt
Organism: Spodoptera littoralis (African cotton leafworm)
Lineage: Eukaryota; Metazoa; Arthropoda; Insecta; Lepidoptera; Noctuidae
Source: the annotation of a GenBank genome assembly
AUGAAUAACCCCACUUUGUACGUACAAGCUAACAGCAUGCAGAAGAGGGAUGCACUCAACUUUUUAGACGACAUCUCCCCUAAACUAAAGUGGAAUAAGAGUAUCAGCAACAUUCUAGACAUUGGAUGUGGAGAUGGAGGUGUCACCAGCAUGCUGAAGAAGUAUAUCCCUACUGACUUCAAGCUGCUCGGCUGUGAUCUCAGUGAGAAUAUGGUGAAUUUCGCCAAUGAACAUCAUUCCAAUGAACAGACCUCGUUCACAGUGCUGGACAUCACAGGAGAUAUACCCGAAGGCAUGAAGGGAAAAUUUGACCAUGUUUUCUCCUUCUACGCCUUGCACUGGGUCUUGGAUCAAGAGCGCGUAUUCAGAAAUAUUUACGAUUUGCUGAGUAAAGAUGGAGAAUGCUUCACGAUAUUAGCCGCAAGCGCACCCCUGUAUGACUGGUACCGCAUUUUAUCGCGUAACAACAAAUGGAGCACUCUGCUUAAAGACGUCGAGAAAUACAUAUCGCCAUACCACGACUCACAGGAUCCAGCGAAAGAAAUGAGGAAAGUAUUGGAAAAAGUUGGGUACGUGGACUACAAGGUGGAAUACAAAAACAUGAUGUAUACGUACAACAACUUCGGCAGUUUCUGGAAAAUGCUUCAUGCAGUCAACCCAUUCAACAUCCCGAAGGAUAUGGAAGAAGAUUUCAAGCAAGAUUAUUUAAAAAUUUUAAAAGAUAUGAAAAUUGUGUCCAAGUAUAAUACCGAUGAGGCAAGUGUGAACUUUAAAUAUCGGACGAUAGUCGUACACGCUCGCAAGCCGGCCUCAGAAUUUUAGGGAAAGGGAUUUUUCGCAUUUUAGACAAUUCUUAGUAAUGGCACAAAGCGUUUACCUCCGUCGGGCA